Spodoptera litura is the source of this 6204-nucleotide messenger RNA. RefSeq names its product N-terminal kinase-like protein yata (gene yata). Lineage: Eukaryota; Metazoa; Arthropoda; Insecta; Lepidoptera; Noctuidae. Gene Ontology annotation, biological process: protein phosphorylation. The record is from RefSeq and is a predicted model, not a curated record. Gene Ontology annotation, molecular function: ATP binding; protein binding; protein kinase activity.
UCUGUAUUAAUGUGUUGUCAGUCAGUUGUCAGAUUUGCAUUUGUCACCACUGUGGGAAGAGUGAAUAGAAAAUAAUUUAUAUUUUUAUUUUACAAAUUAACACGUAAUUAUAGUAUCCACAUUAGUUAUUAAAUAUUUUUUAAGAUUAUGGUAGUUUGCACUCCGCGUAUAGUGGAUUGUUGGGCAAAAUAUGUUUAUAUGUCGUGAAAUAUAAUUAAAUAGUUCAAAAUGUGGUCGUUUUUCUCUCGGGAUCCUACGAAAGACUUUCCUUACGAAGUAGGAGAUCCUGUGCCUGGAUUAGAAGAUAGAAGUGUGUGGACUUUACACAAAGGCAAGAAGAGAGGGACGCAAGAUGAAGUAUCAAUAUUUUUAUUCGAUGUUCAGAAGCAUUCUGAAACACUGUUCGACAUAGCUAAGGCCUCCCUAAAGAAACUAAAGACUAUGAGACACCCUAGCCUUUUACAUUAUUUAGAUAGCUGUGAAACUGAAAAAUUUUUAUAUGUAGCUACUGAGUAUGUAGAUCCUCUAGCCACGCACAUAGAAGAUUUAAAACUUGAGGGUCCUCAGAAGGAAUUAUUUCUUUCGUGGGGUAUUUUUCAAAUCACUAGAGCAUUAUCAUUUUUAAAUAAUGAUGGUAACAUGAGGCACAAUAAUGUGUGUCUAUACUCAGUCUUUGUUACCUUGGCGGGGGAAUGGAAACUCGGGGGUUUUGAGUUCCUCUCGGCCCAAGGAGGUGCAGACACUAGCACCCCUAUACCUAUAAAAAUAUUGCCAGCUCUUGAAAUUUAUGACCCUCCAGAGAAAAAGGAUCCUGCUAAAUUAAAAACAGUUACCAAAUGCUCUUCAGAUAUGUGGGGCCUAGGAUGCCUAAUAUGGGAGGCAUAUAACGGUCCUCUAAAGAACCAGCCAGCACUGAAGACCACUGACAACAUUCCUAAGCAACUAUGCACUUUAUACUGUGAACUGGUCAGUGCCAACCCUGCAUCUAGGCCAAAUCCAGCUGACAUUAUAACCAGGUGUAGGAAAAUAGGAGGCUACUUCAAAAAUGAUUUGAUAGAUUCUAUGCUGUUUCUGGAAGAGAUUCAGAUCAAGGAUAAGGCCGAGAAAGGGAAGUUUUUCUCCACUCUCAGCUCCCAUCUGGACGGUUUCCCUGAAGCUGUGUGUGUUCACAAGAUUCUGCCUCAGUUGAUGACAGCAUUCCACUAUGGAGAUGCUGGGUCUUUUGUCUUAGCACCCAUGUUUAAGCUGGGUAAACUGCUAGACGAUGCCGAGUACCAGAAGCAAAUAGUGCCGUGCGUCAUCAAGCUGUUUGCCUCCAACGACAGGACGACGCGGUCUCGACUUCUGCAGCAGCUGGAUCAGUUCAUCAUGCAUCUCCAGAACUCUACGGUGAACGACCAGAUAUUCCCGCAGGUGGUGCACGGGUUCCUCGACACGAACCCUAUAAUCAGGGAGCAGACAGUCAAGUCCAUCGUCCACCUGUCCUCUAAGCUUAAUUACAAUAACCUAAAUGUGGAGGUCCUGCGGCACUUCGCUAGGUUACAGGCUAAGGAUGACCAGGGCGGUAUACGAACCAACACAACAGUCUGCCUCGGCAAGAUAGCUCAGCACUUGCACCCACAGAUUCGCCAGAAGGUCCUAGUGUCAGCGUUUGUGCGCGCUACCCGCGACAACUUCCCGCCGGCUCGCCAAGCGGGCGUACUGGCGCUGGCGGCGACGCAACAAUACUUCUUACUGGCUGAGGUCGCCAACAGAGUACUGCCUGCUUUAUGCCCACUGACUAACGACCCGGAGAAACAAGUUCGUGAUGCAGCUUUUAGAACUAUAAAAGGAUUUCUCGGCAAAUUAGAAAAAGUCUCUGAGGACCCCAGUUUGAAGGAGGGAAUGGAAGCGGACGUCCACACGGCGACUCCCUCGCUGAGUAACGCUGCGGCGACAUGGGCCGGCUGGGCCGUCACCGCCGUCACAGCCAAGUUCUACCGCUCGCACUCCGACACGGCGCGAGUCUCUCACCCCAAGUCCGUUCUGUCCAAGCCUGGAUCACUCGAGCAACCGUCAUCGAGCAGUAUGUCAACAACUACAUCGUCAGUGACCUCGAUGACGUCACUGGAGCACAGUGAGUCGGCUUCCGACUAUGAUCCAGAUCAUUGGGACAUGGCGGCUUGGGGCGAGAUCGACUCUAGCGCAGGUACCGGCGCAAGCGCAAAGUCCCCGCCGAGCAGUGGCAGUGCGCAAGCGACGCCUGCGCUUGCUGCUCUCUGUGAGGACGACUGGGACAACGAGGAAUGGGGCGAGCUACAAGAACAGCCUUGUGCAGAAGCAGAAUUGGCGAGCCCUUCAGAAACUUGGAACAAUUCUCAAUGGACGGACCCUAUCUUCAACAAUGCUAACGCGACAUACGUCCGCGGUGGACGCUUGGAACACAGACCCACUGCGCAUCAGAACAGUAACGACUCCCUCGGUGGCUGGGAGGACAGCGAGUUCGAACCCAUCGAGGAAAAUGCUGACGAAAAUAACGCCUCAAAAAUGGACGAGAUGCGAAGAAAGAGAGAGGAGAGGAAACUUCAAAGACAGAGGGAGAUGGAAGCUCGUCGCUCGGCUCGGGGUCAAGGACCUAUGAAACUGGGCACUAAGAUCACCACCGCGCCUCCGCCAUUUUAACGGACAAACACGGUGAAUUCCAAAUCUAAAUUUUAAAUCAAUUUUGAAAUCAUUUUUGAACGUCGUCUUGUGUGUGAAACUGGAUUGCUGGUAACCCUAGAUUAAAUCGAAACCAGUGACGUGGAAGGCAUUUAAUUAGCCUUUUUACUUAUAUGUCUUGACAUAGGGAUGGCAACGUGAGAUAUCUCGGUAUCAGGCAAAGUAAGCUAUGAGUAUUAUAUAUCUUUGCGUCAAAUUAUAGUACUAGUUCUUAAAGUUGCCUCUCCUAUCUUCAGACAUUCUUGAUAAACUUUGAUUGGACUCGAUCGAAUCUUGGUAUAAAAUGUCCAUUCAAAAACGAUUAAUCGAGUGACUCGAUAUUUUCAAUUUGAACGAUUUCGAAUUUUGAUAUUUGAAUAAACUUGACACAAACUCCUAUAAGUUACAGAUCUUAUUUUAAAACUUUAAUUCGUUAGUGCAUAUUUUAGGUUUAAUUUUGCGUUAUUUAUUUGAAAGUGCAUUAUAAUAAAAUUAUUACUAUAUUAAUUAUUGACCGAUAGACAUUCUAGUGUUCAAAUUAUCAAACAGGAGUUUGGCGACUGUUUUAUACAGCAAAAGGACUGCGACGAAGAUUGAGAUGUAAUAAACACUCUUUCAUGGGCAUUAAAAUAUAAAAUAAUAAUAAUGUCUAUUCAUAUUUAUCAUGCCAAGUGCAAUGACCCUCGCGAUAUACCCAGCUUAUGACUCAUCUACAGUUUCCUAACGCACUAUUAAAUAAUUACUUCAUAACAAUACAAAAUCUGGUAUGAUAUAACUGCCCGUAGAUCGCUAGGUGUGGGCACAGCCUUAAAACAAAUCCAUUCAAAAGAUUGUGAGUCAGUGACGUCAUCAUAGUGUUCUGAUUGGUCGAUAUUAGGGAACAAGUAUUGUAAAUUGAUAUGCACCAAAUAUAGAGCGCUCAAGUGAGACUAGACGCCAUUAAGGCAUUAAAUAAUAUUUUCAAAAUUGUUCUUAGGCGAGACUUGUACCGCUGAACAUGAAAUUUUUGACCUGGAGUGGUGAUUUUUUAAUUAUAUCGAGAUAUGAUAUUGAAUUUUUGCGACCUCGUAUAGUCACGUGGUUAAAUCGAUAGCCGAUAAUUUUAAUCGAUAUUUUGUGUGCACCUCUAGUUGUCCUGUUGUAACCACGUGGCUGUAAGGGGGUCAUUGAUACAUAAUCGAUUGCCAUGUUUUCCUCUAGCUUGUAAUUGCGUAUGAUAUUCAAAUAAAUGUACAGAUGUAUGAAAAAAAAAUGCUUUUUUUCCUGUGGUGAUUAUGGGACUUGUGCAAUCGGCAAAUGAGGGUGUCAAUUUGAUGUAAGUUCUUGUGUGGAUGGGUCCGCUUAAAUAUUGGUUUAGACGAUACUUGAAAUUGUGGCCAAACACGUUUAAUAUUAUUUCAGUUCCUUUGGAAACAUUAUAAUGCCUAUGGGGAUAUUUUGGGCACAUUCAUUCAUAGAUAUUGUAAUUAAACCUGUGUGUUACUGCAUCCUAACUAUCUCAUUGGGCAUUAUGUUUGAAACUAUAACGAUUUAUUAUCAAGUCAACACCAAAAAAGGAUUAUUGUCCGAUCAAUUUCAAGUAUACGAAACUCCUGAAACCGCUCGUACGAAUAGUAAACGCUAUUUACAUAGUAUUAAGGCUACAUUUUCAAUAUCCAGAUAAUUUAUAUGCGGAAUGAAUACAGGUUCAACAGUACAGUUGUUUGAGUUAAAAAAUGGACGAAUUAAUGUAACAUUGGCCCAGGCAAAACAUAAACUCAUUUAUUUGUUCCAUGACGGUAAGUAGGACUUGUUUAAGUCGGCGUUAAUCGCUUACCAUCAGGUGAUUCCUUUACCCGUUUACCCCCACUAUGCUAUAAAAAAACACGCAUUUUACUUUGACAAAUAAUAUGAGAAUGGCAUAGACAUAAGACAGAAACAUCAAUGUAUGGGAUUGACACUUAAUUGACAAAUAAUGUCAAAAAAUGAUGUCAAACAAUACAUUGACUUUUGUAUCCGAAGGUUUAUGUCAUUUUCAUGAGGGGAGUGCAAUAAAACUUAAUAUGACAAGUGUAUACAGGGCGUGGCAUAAUUUACAUGCGGCAUACAUCUACUUAUGAGGUGAAAACGGGCUAAUCAAUGUGAAUAAACUCACAUUUUUUUCUCCCAUAUUUGGAUACAAGUGAUUAGAGGCAAAUGGCAUAGACUCUAGCCAAGUAAAUAGAAAAUUCAAAUGUAUGGGAGUGACAUUGAACAAUGCUGAUUAGUACGCACGUGCUGAAGUAAUGUGUACGGUACGUUGCGUUAAGUUUGAAAUUCAUGUCAAACAAUACAUUGACUUUUCGAUCCGACUUAUGUUUAUGUAUUUGUUUACAAUGACAAGUGUAUAUAUAAACAGGGCGUGAUAAUUUAUAUACGGAAAAGUUACCUACAGGCGGCUACAGGUUCAGCAUUACAAAACAAUGUUGUUACGUUGAACUAAGCAUAAAUUCACUCCUUUGUACCAUAGAGAAGUAGACAAAAAGUACGUGUUUAUGUUUGAUACUAAAAUACAUGCAUUUUACUAUGACAAGAGAUAUGAGAAUGACAUAGACAUAGCUGAAUAUAGAAAAAUCAAUGUAUGUAAUUGACACAAAUUAAGCAAUACAUAGACUUUUCACUCGAUUCAACUAAUGUUUAUGUCACUUUUCUAGAGGGGAGUGCAAUAAAACUGAAAAUGACAAGUGUAUACAGGUUGUGGUCUAAUGUUACAACAUAGGUCAAAUUUUACUUCGAGCGACUGACUGAAAAUCUUACUUAUUCCAUGCAUACAUUAUCUGGAUUGAAAAAAUCAGUGGAAAUUAUAUAAAAUAUUAUGUAUAUAAUAUUAAUUAUUAUAAUGUAUGAAAUAUCAGACUGAACUGGUCUAUGGAUUUUAUGUAUUGUAUUUGGCGUUAUAAAUGUACUUAUUUAUGUAUUUUUGUCGAGUGUAAUGCAGUGUUUCACCGAAGUUAUAUACAUCUUUUGAAAUACCCCAAUAAUGAUAUAUGAUACUCGAUAGAUUCAUUACAAUAGUUAUAGAAAAUGUUCAUUCCAUUUUACUCUUGCACAGUUGCCUUUUAAAAAGACAUGCACCAAAAUAUAUUAUCAAGAAUUUAUAAACAUACAUAUAUAUUUUCAAAGUAAUACUUCUCCGCAGCUAAACAUCUCUGUAUCUUUAUCUCAAUUCAUAUUUUAAAUUAAAAUUUUUGCUAUUCGACAAUAUUCCGGAUCAUUUGACGUAAGACAUAGACAUAGCUUCUACAUAAAUUAGUUUUUAAUAAUGAAAAUGGAUUAUUAUGAAGAAUGUUGAUCUUAGGGACGUAUUAGACCAGUAUUUUUACUGGUGACGUUAUAGAGAUUUGAAAUAUAUUGAGAACAGUUAUUUAGUGAAGUAUUUGCUACUGAGGCUGCAAUAGACGAAAAAACAUACAAAAUGAUAUAUUCUAUUUGAAUGUGUGUUAAACGAAAAUCUUAAUCUAUCCGCUACAUUUACACUUCUGUAAAUAAAACAUGUAAAAAUGACAA